Molecule: messenger RNA, 3528 nt
Organism: Pimephales promelas (fathead minnow)
Lineage: Eukaryota; Metazoa; Chordata; Actinopteri; Cypriniformes; Leuciscidae
Gene: slc44a2
Product: solute carrier family 44 member 2 (CTL2 blood group)
Biological process (GO): transmembrane transport
Cellular component (GO): membrane
Molecular function (GO): transmembrane transporter activity
Source: RefSeq, a predicted model, not a curated record
UGUUAGAAUGUGUUGUCGUCUGCCAUACACGCCUCUACUGUAGAGCAGCGGAAUUACUGAUGGACAAUUCCUCACAAGAUUAGGGAACGGCGAUACAAUUCCUUUUCAGAUUUAAGUGACUGCCACAACUCCGCAUUAUUUAUUAGCAAUGGAGCCAGAGGAGAAAACCCCAGAAUCCAAAUAUGGUGAGGCGAGGAAAUUUGACCCCACAUUUAAAGGCCCGAUUUAUAACAGGGGCUGCACAGACAUUAUCUGUUGCAUACUGUUCAUCUUAGCCUUGCUGGGAUACUUUGCAGUUGGCAUUCUGGCAUGGACUCAAGGUGACCCUCGGAAGGUGAUUUACCCCACAGACAGUAAGGGCCAGUUUUGUGGGCAGGUCGGCACCGAACUUGAGAAAAAGCCCCUGCUGUUCUACUUCAACAUCCUGAAGUGUGCAAGUCCUCUUGUCCUGCUUGAGUUUCAAUGUCCUACCACUCAGAUCUGUGUGGAGAAAUGUCCAGAUAAAUUCAUGACUUUAGUGAAGGCUUUGAAAAAAAAUGAUGAUCGGGAAUACUACAAGCAAUUCUGCAAGGAAGGAGUUGACAUGAACAGGAAAGCUCCUGAAAUCCUGAAGGAUGGCUUGUGUCCUUCAAUACUCACUCCUAGCAAGAAUUUCACACGGAGAUGCUUGCCCGCUCUAGAGACCUUGAAAGGUGGUGUAGUUGUGGUUGGCAACCAAACUACGUACAUGGAUGAUAAAGGAGAAAAUAUAAAUGCAACAGAUCUCCUUGAAGCCUCAAAGAAAUCUAAUGUAGUGGUUGAGGCCCGGGCAGUAGCCAUGAGGAUCUUUGAGGACUAUACUCAGUCCUGGCACUGGAUCCUUCUUGGCUUGGUGAUCGCCAUGCUGGUCAGUCUGAUCUUUCUUCUCCUCUUGCGUUGUCUGGCUGGAGUCAUGAUCUGGGUUAUGAUCAUCAUGGUCAUCAUUGUUAUUGGAUACGGUGUUUUCCAUUGUUACAUGCAGUACGCCAGUCUGAAAGGAGAGGCUGGUUCUGAUGUCACUAUCAAGGAUCUGGGUCUACAGACGGACUUCUCUGUGUACUUGCAGAUUCGGCAGACCUGGCUUGCAUUCAUAAUUAUCCUGUGUAUUGUGGAAGUGGUCAUCAUCCUCCUCCUCAUCUUCCUCAGGAAGAGGAUCCUCAUUGCUAUUGCUCUCAUCAAAGAGGCCAGCAAGGCCAUCGGUCAUGUGAUGUCAUCAUUGUUCUACCCGCUGCUGACUUUUGCCCUAUUGACUUUGGUCAUCUCAUACUGGGCCAUCACCGCCGUGUUUUUGUCCACUUCCAAUGAGCCAAUAUACAAGGUCUUCAAUACAACCGAAUGUCCUUUUUCCAGAUACACCUGCGACCCUAAGACUUUCAACAGCUCAAAUGUCACGACCGAAUGUCCUGAUGCGGAGUGUCUGUUUGCGUUUUAUGGAGGAGAGACGAUAUACCACAAGUACCUAAUUCUAUUCCAGUUCUACAAUUUAUUCCUCUUCUUUUGGUGUGUCAACUUCGUGACAGCAUUGGGCCAGGUCACACUGGCAGGGGCCUUUGCCUCCUAUUACUGGGCAUUCAAAAAGCCUGAUGACAUACCAGCUUUCCCUGUCUUCAACUCUUUGGGACGGGCCCUCAGGUAUCACACUGGUUCUCUGGCAUUUGGUUCCCUCAUUCUUGCCAUCGUUCAGGUCAUCAGGGUCAUAUUGGAGUAUAUGGAUCAGAAGUUGAAAGGUGCCCAGAACAAGUGUGCAAAAUUCUUGCUCAGUUGCCUAAAGUGCUGCUUUUGGUGUCUGGAGAAAUUCAUCAAGUUCCUGAACAGAAAUGCCUAUAUCAUGGUGGCAAUAUAUGGCAAAAAUUUCUGUACAUCUGCCAAGGAUGCAUUCUUCCUCCUGAUGAGGAACAUUGUCCGUGUGGUAGUUCUUGACAAAGUGACAGACUUCCUCUUAUUUUUGGGCAAACUCCUUAUCGUUGGAAUUGUGGGAAUUUGUUCAUUCUUCUUCUUCACGGGCAAGUUUAAGGUAGCGGAGGACAUCGCUCCAUCCCUUAAUUAUUACUGGGUGCCUAUAUUGACUGUGGUGUUUGGCUCGUAUCUGAUUGCUCAUGGCUUUUUUAGCGUGUAUGCCAUGUGUGUGGACACACUCUUCCUGUGUUUCUGCGAAGACCUGGAGAGAAACGACGGUUCUUCGGACAAGCCGUUCUUCAUGUCCCCUGAGCUGCACCAGAUUUUGUCUAAAGAAAAAAGCGCAGAGGAGACAGACCAUGCCGAGAUACCAGCCAUACACGUCCAAGCCGAAGAGGAGAUCCCGCUGCAGGAGAAUGGAGAGGUGCAGCUCAAAGAGCAGGUGGUUCUUAAGCAGGAGCAAGAAGAAGAGACGCCACUGAAUCAAGAGACGCACAUUGAAGAGCCUCCCCAAGAAACGCAUCCUCCAGAGGCACCCGUCGCCGCCGAGGAGAAACCCGAAGAGCAGGUUGCAACACAAGAGCCUGAUCCUCCACAAGUGAUCCCACAGCAAAAUGGACCCCAAGAGUUGGACGGUGACGACAAGGAGGAGCAGGUGGCCCAACCUCAAGCAGAACCACCACAGGCCGAGAACUUACAAGAACCAGAGGAACCGAAGCCUCAAGAAAACGGACCUCAAGAGAGCGAGACCCUGCUCACCCCUCAGGAGUAGUAGUGCAAGGAGUCUCAUUGAAGGUUGGGUUUCAAAGAAGCCAACUAAUUUGGGAACUAGUGCACUUUGGUGGCUUUAGCAAGCCAUUAGUACACAAAUGAAAGUACCUCCUUCGUUUGAGUCACAAUGUUUACUUUGAGAACCGUGUCUUAAUUAAUAAUCACUGGUCAUAAUGGACGGCAUGACACAAAUAGGACAGAAUCAGUCUUUUACUCAACGUAUGAGCUGAUUGAACGGAUAACUUUUGAUUACGUGGACCUAAACCCCAUUAGAUAUGCCUACAUAGCACUUGUAGAAUGUGACUGUGUUUGUGAUUUAUGUAGAACGUUUUAAUAUAAGGACAUGUAAAAGUGUAAUGUAGGUGCUCGACUUGUGCCUAAUUAGUGUUACUUAUCAAUGUCUUAAUCAUUUUGAAGAAUGCAAAAAAGAUUUUGCAGUAUCGCUAUGUUUACAGCAACAACUACAAAAACAAAACAAAAAACAUCCGUUUACAGUCAUACCAGCCAAGACCAAAAUGUCAUUUUGUAAGAAUUUGUGGAAAUGUAUCUAAAAAAUGUGAAAUUGAAAUGGUGCAGUGUAACAGGACAUGAAAAAGCACCAACAGUAAGUGAACUUAAAAAACAAAACAAUCAAAGAAAAAAAAAAGUGUAUUGCCCUAUAUUUUGGUCUGCUCUGGUAAUUGUAUCGACAGAUUGCAACCUUUUCAAUGCCUGAUAUUUGUCGCUGUUUGCCGCUCUAUUGCCUCUUUUUCUACCUCUGUGCUUCAAUUUUCUCAAUCUUUGCAUGUUGUUAAUGUGAUCCCAGUGCUUUAAUAAACUGAACUCUCUUUGUUGAGAUCUCAA